Molecule: messenger RNA, 4317 nt
Organism: Rhizoctonia solani
Lineage: Eukaryota; Fungi; Basidiomycota; Agaricomycetes; Cantharellales; Ceratobasidiaceae
Product: endoribonuclease Dicer
Exons: 9
Coding region: 1-4317 (1438 amino acids)
Biological process (GO): RNA processing
Molecular function (GO): nucleic acid binding; ATP binding; ribonuclease III activity
Source: RefSeq, a predicted model, not a curated record
AUGGCCGAUUCUGCGAUCACACAGGUGGCUGUUGCAGAGGCCACAGGAAGGUUAAUACCCCGUUUAUAUCAGCAAGAGAUCUUCCAACGAGCUGUCAACGAAAAUGUGAUUUGCGCGAUGGACACCGGAAGUGGGAAAACCCAAAUCGCAGUUAUGCUGCUCAAACACAUCAUGUCACUACGGCCAGCAGACUCUAAUCCAAAAAAGGCAAGUGUCGCAGUAUUUCUCGUAGCUUCUGUCCCCUUGGCGGAGCAACAGGGAGACUUCCUAGAAUCCCAGUUACCGCUACACGUGAAUAAAUUCUAUGGGGCAAUGGGGGUCGACUAUUGGGAUCGAGAACGCUGGGCCAAGGCCUUUGCGGAAUCAGACGUUAUGGUUAUGACAGCUCAGGUAUUUCACGACUUGCUAAACCAUGCGCAUUGGAGUAUCGAUAAGGUAUUACUCUUGGUCUUUGAUGAGGCUCACCACUGCAACAAGAAUCAUGUUUACGCACAAAUCAUGAGAACACACUACCACCAUUGUCCGGUCAGCGAACGGCCGCGCAUAUUUGGAAUGACUGCGAGUCCGAUAUUCAAUAUUCGCAACCCUGCACAAUCGCUCGCGCAACUCCAAGAAACUAUGGAUGCCAAAGUUCUGGCUGUGAAGGACAAUGUUCUUGAAUUGGCGUUGAAUGCACCCAAGCCCCAAGAGUUUGUUAUGGAGUGUCCUCCUCCUAGUUCGGACUACUCUGAUUACCCAAGGCCUACCAUGUGGUCCGUAGUAUCCGAGUUUGAGAACCUGCUAUUCCCCGAUCCCGACGACCUUAAAGAUCUAACUUCGCGAUACAAACAUGCACUCAAUGAGCUGGGACCUCUAGCCGCCGAUUAUUUCGUGCUUCUUUUUAUUCGGCGAGCCAUCGAAAAGAGUACUGUCGGAUCGUCCGAAUUAGGCGCCUACUUCUCGAGAGCGAGUUCAUUGGCCCCCGAGACUGGUGGGGAUUCAAGCCCAGUGGCUGGCCAGACCUGGUCGGAUUUGGACAACGCAUACAACGAACAUCUGGCUACGAUCCAAGAGCGAGCAAGAGGACUUGACAAAUCGCAGAUGAUGUCUUGGCUCACGCCCAAGUUGAAGAUUCUAAUCUCCAUCCUCGAGGCCAAUCGGGCUGAUGAUUUCAGUGCUUUAAUCUUCGUCGAGCAACGCCAGGUUGCAUCUGCACUCGCCUGGCUGUUGCCCCUUGUUCCAGAGUUGCGAGACUGGGUCAAAGCAGCUGCUCUUGUAGGUCACGGCGAUGGAAGCAGGGCAGGUUUCGAGGGAAGUGGUAUGGCUCAUGCAGCACAACGGUCUACUGUUCGCAAUUUCCGCUCGGGCAGCAUCAAUCUCGUUAUUGCAACAUCAGUUGCUGAGGAAGGUCUCGAUUUCCAGGCCUGCAAACUCGUGGUACGUCUCGAUGCUCCGCAGACCAUGGUAGGAUACCUUCAGAGCCGGGGACGGGCUCGCAAACACGAUUCUGCUUAUGUCGUGUUAACGGAUCCAGAGGGCGCUAAACGAUACCGUGGGUUUCGAGGGGCUGAACCUCAUCUACGGCGCAUAUACCAGCGUAUUAGUGAAGAAGAGGCGCAACAAGAUGGUGAAAUGGACGUUGAAGAAGAAGAGGACGUUGAUAACGAACGCUAUGUCGUCAAAUCCACUGGCGCAGUUGUUACUCCUUCGACCGCCAUCGGCCUCUUGCAUUUGUGGUGCUCCCAGCUCGAGGUCGACCGAUUUACCAAGCCUCCAGCACCAGAGUUUCAUAUUACUGGUAAAUACAUGUGCAAAAUCUCCGCUCCUCCGUGCAUUCUCAACCCUGCACUUUCUGGGCCCAUACAUGGUCCCCUUAAAAAAACACGAGAUGGCGCUCGACGUGCAGCUGCCUUUCUUUUUGUCCAAAAACUACACAAGCUCGAGAUAUUCGACGAUUAUCUAUUGCCUUUUAAGAAAAGGAGCUCAAAAGCCGAUGACCUAUCCCAACGCCUGGACGGCACUCUUCGAAGGGAGGGCGAACUUUUCGAUACGAUUACGCCCUGGGGCGAUGUAUGGCACUCUGGCUCUCCCGUUUGGAUGAACCCAAUAUCGCUCGAUGGAUCCCCGACCCUUGUUGCUUUAGUUACGGGGAACAACCAGCCCGAGCGCGAGCUCACCAUUCACAAGGGAGAUUCUUUUGUCAAAAUAAAGAUACACCGUGGCUGCCUUCUCGAAUUUGCUUCUGAGGAGGAUAAACUGGCCCGGCUCGAAGCAAUGCAACGCUACAGUAAUUGCGCAAUCUUCUGGGCUAUUACUGCCCGAAAGCUUCCUCCCCGUUCCACUUGCUUGAUUGCUCCGUUGAUUGGUCCAGAAGGACUCCCUGACUAUGAUAGGAUGUCAAAUCUAGCCACCCACGCUGUGAAGCUUUCCAAGGAAGAGUGGCUGAACCCAGAGCUUGUAGGUAGUCUUGUCAUGGAAGCCCACCGACUCGGCUCCACCCUCUACGAGUUUUUGGGAAUCAAGACGGGUGUUGACCUGUCCUCUUGUCCAAUCUCACUCGAAGAUGGCACCAAGUGCCGAGAAAAUGCUCAUGAAACGUACCGAUCCUACUGGGAGGCUGCUACGGGCACAGUUAAAAGGGGGCUUGCUUUAGAUAUACCCGAAGGCGAUCAUUGGCUUGAACUUGUCUCCAUAUCCAAGGCGCAAUUACAAUCUCAUAAUGGCUUAUAUGGCCUAGUCAAGAUUACAGGUAGCGAACAACCGACCGCAAAGCCAUCUCAGAUCGUCACCCCAUCUCAUAUGGCCCGAAUAUCUCCAAUUCCAGCCGAUAUUGUAAGAAUCGUAACUCACCUCCCCAACCUCUUGGGGCAAAUGACGGUACUAUUCCGGAUCGACUCGGCCAAAGAAAUCCUACGAACAAAUGGCGUACCGUUAGAACUCUUACUCGAAGCUCUGACACUCCCUUCCGUUCAAGCCGGCUUCGACUACCAGCGCUUAGAAACCAUCGGAGACUCCGUUCUCAAAGUAUCUAUGUGCACUCAUCUUUUCAUAAAGUACCAAGGUCAUCACGAGGGACAAUUAUCCGCCAUGAAGGAUAGCGUAGUUUCAAACGCUAAUCUCAUGAGAGUAGGCAGGCAGUCUCCGUUAUCUCGAUUCCUCAUUACUGGUUCGAUGCCGACGCGUAGAACAUGGAGCCCUCCAGCAUCUUCAACCAUCAGCGAAACACAGGACGAUUCUGGUGAACAAGAUGAUUCCAACGAACAGAAGGACGAUUCUAACGAACAGAAGGAAAACGACAGCAAAGGAGAGUUUGAGAAAACUUCUUUCCAUACCAAGGCACAGUCAACACUCGGUGCAACCUACCUUAGCCGUGGUGUCGAAGCCGCCCUCGAGGUAGGGGAGGCGCUAGGGCUUCCUCUUGGCGGAACAACACCAUGGCAUUUGCGCCGAGAAGUAGACGUUUUUGCGAGAAAAAGCGAGAUAACUAUGCUCUUUGCUCCUGUAGAGGAGAAACUUGGAUACAAGUUUAAGAACGCUUCCCUUGUUGCCGAAGCAUUCACGCAUACAGCCUACGAUCUAUCACAGGGGCCCUCAUAUAAUCGUCUAGAGUUCCUUGGAGAUUCGCUUUUCGAUCUUUAUGUGGUCAAGUUCAUGUACCUGAAAUUCCCCAAGAUGACACCAGGGCAAAUGUCUUGGGCACGUAGCCGACUUGUAAACGCAUCCACGUUCGGAAAGCUAGCUGUGGGACUCGAACUUCAUAAACACAUCCUCACUUCAUCAGCAAACCUCCAGAAAGCAGUUGCUAGCUUUGCGCAGGAGGUUGAAGAAAUAUCAUUAGAAGAAAUUCUUCAGAUUUGCUGGAAGAUUGAUGCGCCCAAGGCCAUUAGUGACGUAUUCGAGGCCAUCUUUGGGGCGAUUUAUGUCGAUUCGUCUUUUAAUCUCGAACUCACAUUUGAGCACAUCCAUCGAGUCAUGGCCAACAUUAUGGAAUAUGUCACGCCAGUUAUGCAGGGGGACCCAACUUCGGAGCUGGUUCGCUGGGUCGCGUCACAGGGCUGCGAAGCCCAAGGGAGCACGAUAUUCAGGUCAAGCUCAAGUUCAAACAGUAGAGCUUCGACCAAUGAUACAGUUGAAACAACCGUUCAUGGUCGUACUAUCUCACGGGUGACAGCCGCAACUUCCAAGCUUGCGAGGCCGAUGGCAGCCGAGCAAGCACUGAAUAUUCUAACGGACGAAACUCAUGACUAUGCAUUAUCCAAGAUUUGUUCAUGCCCGCGUGCAAAGCUCAAACGGAAGGCUUCCGAUCCUAUCAUUCUGGAGCGAUGCUUUAGAGCAUAG